This is a messenger RNA of Nezara viridula (southern green stink bug), 2667 nucleotides long. The record is from the annotation of a GenBank genome assembly. Lineage: Eukaryota; Metazoa; Arthropoda; Insecta; Hemiptera; Pentatomidae.
UUCCGAUGCUGUUUAAUAAUAAUCUCAAUGCUGAGUUUAGGAACUUGACCAAUAACGAUUAUACAAUCGACUCUUUAAUUGGAGUAUUUGCUCAGGGUGGGGGUCUUUAGUGAUAGUCGAGUUCAGCUGUUGUACGUUAUCAGCUUGUUCUCAGUGUUGGUCCGUUGUAGUUUGUGUUUGGUUGUCAUGUUAUUUGAAUGAACACAGAAUGGAUAAGAAAGGUGCACCUAAGAGCAUUAAGCUACCAGAAGCCAUCAAAGUGUUUCGAAAUUUAACCAAUGCCAAGCGUUUUGCUAUUGAUAUUGGUGGUUCUCUUACCAAAAUUGCUUACUAUUCAACACUUUCUUACAGGCGAGCGAAUUAUUACUUGGACAAGGAAGUUUCCUCUUCUUCUGACGAUCAUGUUUAUGAAGUGUCAGAAACAGCCAGGCUCCAUUUUGUGAAAUUUGAGACCAAAUAUAUAGAACAAUGUUUAGACUUUAUUAAAUCCAAUCUAGUUGGUUCUAGAGAAUCGAUGGCUGGAAAAAUUAUAAAAGCAACUGGUGGAGGUGCAUUCAAACAUGCCAAUCUCAUUCAAGAAAAACUUGGACUCAAGCGAAAUACUAUCAUCUGUUCAUUGGUUAAGGGUAGAAAAGGAAGAUGAAAUGAGUUGCCUGAUAAAAGGAUGCAAUUUUCUUCUGAAAAAUAUCUCGGAUGAAGCUUUUACUUACCAUCGCCAUGCUAACCCUGAGUACGAGUUUCAGCUAGCUGAUCCUAACAUAUUCCCAUACAUGUUGGUUAAUAUUGGAUCGGGAGUAAGCAUUCUUAAGGUGGAAUCGGAAGAUAAAUAUGAAAGAAUCGGAGGCACAGCGACUGGAGGUGGUACCUUUUGGGGUUUGGGUUCACUCUUGACAAACGCAAAGGGUUUUGAUGAACUUCUUGACCUUGCAGAAGUAGGAGACCAUAGAAACACUGAUUUAUUAGUGGGUGAUAUUUAUGGAGGAGAUUAUCGAUCCCUUGGACUUGACAGCGAUCUCAUUGCCUCAUCUUUUGGAAAAAUUUGUGAUGCAUCCAGGAGUGGGAAAAAAAUGUCUUACAAAGAAGCUGAUUUGGCUAGAAGUUUGUUAUUCACCAUCAGUAAUGAUAUUGGUCAGAUUGCAUCAUUGUAUGCAAUGAGUCACAAUUUAAAUAAAGUAUAUUUUGGAGGUUAUUUUUUAAGAAAUCACCCAUUAAGUAUGCACACCGUUUCUUAUUCAAUUAACUACUGGUCUAAGGGAACUGUACAGAGUUUAUUCCUGAGGCAUGAAGGUUAUUUAGGUGCCAUCGGUGCAUUUCUUAAAGGCGCUGAGAUGUGCGGUGAAAACUAUUCUUGGCAAGAGAACUAUGCUGGUAGUUCAGGUUUAGAGCCAGUGCCAUCAUCCUGGCUGAACAGUACGGUACCUGUUGCUCAAUUGGAAUUGGAUAGAUGGGGUUCUCCCUUGGCCUACUGCCCCCUUCUCGCUGGAACCGAUUACAUUCCUGAUACAGUUGAUCUCAAUGCUGACCAUCAAGCUAGGGAUUAUUGGUUGGACUGUUUUGAAGAAUCAAUUGAUAAAUUUGUAUGUGCUGCCAUAGCUAGUCAAGCUGAUAAUGAGACAGCCGCUGAAAGAGCUAGUCAGUUCAAGGAAAAGUAUAUCAGAAGGCUACACCAGUUCAGAAAACAGCCUUUCUCCUAUGGAAAUCUGACUGUACGAAGUUUGCUGGAUACCAUUCAGCACUAUAUGAGGGAGUUUGAUUUUCCAGAUCCUUAUAUAUCUAUAAAGCAAAGUGAAAACGAAGCAGCUCUCUCCCAAUUGGCUGAACGAAUCAGUCACAUUGAUUCUUUGAGCUGGGAGGCAAAGCAGACUGAACUAGCGAUUGGUAUGCUGGCUGGAAACCUAUUUGAUUGGGGUGCUAAAGCAGUUGUACAGAUCAUGGAAUUGGAACAGUUUGGUCUCACGGAAGCAAGGAGGAGAAUACCAAAAAGACCCUGGGUGGAGGAUGGACUAGAUGCCUGGAUAGAAAGGUUGAAGGGGCCUCCCCAUAAGCAGGCUGCUAUCUUUGUCGACAACAGUGGUGUGGAUAUAAUUCUUGGAAUACUUCCUUUCACAAGGGAGCUGUUAUCAAGAGGAACCAAGGUAAUGCUUUGUGCUAACUCAGCACCAGCUCUGAAUGAUGUAACACAUAAAGAACUGGAAGUGAUUUUACAUCAGGCAGGCAUGAUAUGUCCAAAAAUAAAGGAGGCUCUGGAAGCUGGUAAUCUGGUUGCUAUGGAGACUGCACAGGCUGGACCUUGUCUAGAUUUAAGUCGACUGGAUAGUGGUCUUGCUAAAGCCCUUCAGAAUGUUGACCUCAUAGUAAUUGAAGGAAUGGGCAGAACCGUUCAUACCAACUAUAAUGCAAAGUUCAAGUGUGAAAGUCUGAAAGCUGCUGUUAUUAAAAACCAAUGGCUUGCCAAACGUCUUGGUGGUGAUAUGUUCGCUGUGGUUUGGAAAUAUGAAAAUCCCUCAUGAAAAUGUUUUUAUUACACUGAUAUUGGAAAUUUAAUAGACUGUUAUAUUUAAAUGUCUGUUAUAAAUAAAGUAUUAUUUCAAUUUUUAAAUUUAUAGUUGCACAGACACUGAGUUUGGAAAGUUAUAGUGUAAAACUAGCUGAUGUACCCGUCAUUGA